Acanthoscelides obtectus is the source of this 1580-nucleotide messenger RNA. The record is from the annotation of a GenBank genome assembly. Lineage: Eukaryota; Metazoa; Arthropoda; Insecta; Coleoptera; Chrysomelidae.
AAUUAUGCCCAUUGAUAACGCGUUAUCACACAUAACUUUACUUUUGGGCAGUGAAGACUUUUUUCAUUCUACCUACAGAAUAAAGGCAUUUUUCGAAUGUAAAUGGAAGAAGUAGUACAACAGAUGACGAGAAACAUGAAAUUCUCGAAGCAAUCCGAUUCAAAUCGAACAUUUCGAAUAUAUCGAGUUCUUCAACCUGAUCGAUUCACUGUUUCCAGAACGUCGAAUCUAGAUGGCCAUGUGAAUAUCAACGGUAAAGAGCGAAGUCUGAGGCGAUUCAGAAAGAUGUCCUGCUACAUAAUGCAAGACGACUGCCUGUCACCUCAUUUAACCGUCAAGGAGGCCAUGCAGGUCUCAGCGAAUCUCAAAUUAGGUAAAGGCAUCACGCAGGCGGAUAAGAAAAUCGUUAUCAAUGAGAUUUUAGAGACACUAGGACUACAAGACUGCAUAGACACAAAUUCCUCGAGUCUAUCAGGAGGUCAGAGAAAACGUCUCUCCAUCGCAUUGGAGCUAGUCAACAACCCACCAGUGAUGUUUUUCGAUGAACCGACCAGCGGUUUGGACAGUUCCUCGUGUUUUCAGUGUCUCUGUUUGUUGAAAUCCCUAGCGAGGGGCGGUAGGACUAUCAUUUGUACCAUCCAUCAGCCUUCCGCGAGGCUCUUCGAGAUGUUUGACCAUCUGUAUAUGCUGGCGGAGGGACAGUGCAUAUAUAGGGGGCCGGUCAUGGGACUCGUGCCGUUCUUAUCAAGUAUGGGUUGAAUUGUCCCAGUUAUCACAACCCAGCGGAUUAUGUGAUGGAGGUGGCAUGCGGGGAACACGGCGAUUACCUUCAAAAGCUCGUGAUAGCAGUGAACGCAGGCAGAUGCAAGAAAUUUGCGAAUCUCGCUCUUGACACCGCCGUUAGCAAUCGGCUGAUAGCCAAUGACAUUUCCAAGGAAGCGAGUCCUUUGAAGCCUCCCGAAGACGUGGGAGGAGGAGGAGGCGGAGGAGGCAUACCUGCAGCGUUGCCAAAUGGAUCAGCUGUCAAAACCCCCACUACUCCUGCCACUUGCACCACUAGUUUAUUGGACUCCUCGGAACAUCUGACGCCGCUUGAGAAAAACGGAUUUCCAACAACGGGAUGGCAACAAUUUGUGAUCUUACUGAAACGAAGUAUGUAUAUAAUCCUCAUGGACAAAACACUAACCCGAAUGAGAUUGGUCUCACACUUCAUCAUCGGAUGUCUCAUUGGUCUCAUCUACUACGAUAUAGGCGACAAUGCUGCCAAAGUCAUGAGUAAUGCUGGAUGCUUGUUUUUCUGUGUCAUGUUCAUGAUGUUUACCGCCAUGAUGCCUACCAUUUUAACUUUUCCUUUGGAAAUGUCAAUUUUUAUAAGGGAACAUCUGAACUACUGGUACUCUUUAAAGGCGUACUAUCUAGCUAAGACCUUAGCUGAUAUACCAUUUCAGAUAAUCUUGACAACGUGUUACGUGGUCGGCGUUUAUUUCAUAACCUCGCAACCCCUGGAUGCACAAAGAUUCGGCAUGUUUCUUCUUUCUGCCGUGCUCAUAGCUCUAGUUUCUCAAGCUACGGCCUCUUAG